Molecule: messenger RNA, 10206 nt
Organism: Mauremys mutica (yellowpond turtle)
Lineage: Eukaryota; Metazoa; Chordata; Testudines; Geoemydidae
Gene: SSBP2
Product: single stranded DNA binding protein 2
Exons: 17
Coding region: 170-1252 (360 amino acids)
Biological process (GO): positive regulation of transcription by RNA polymerase II
Cellular component (GO): nucleus
Molecular function (GO): protein binding; single-stranded DNA binding
Source: RefSeq, a predicted model, not a curated record
GAGCAGCCUGUCCUGGUCUCCGCCUGUCAAUCACUGUGUUGGGGGCGUGCCUGAAUGUGCAGCGGGCCAAUAGGGUGUGUGUGUGGCAGUGUCUCCAUGGUGACGGGGCUGUUCCCGGGGAGGCUGUGAUGGGUUGACAGGUGCGUGACAGUCGGAGCUCUCUGCAGGCAUGUACGGCAAAGGCAAGAGCAACAGCAGCGUCCCGUCCGACAGCCAGGCCAGGGAGAAGUUAGCACUGUAUGUAUAUGAAUAUCUGCUCCAUGUAGGAGCACAGAAAUCUGCCCAGACAUUUUUAUCAGAGAUAAGAUGGGAAAAAAACAUCACAUUGGGGGAGCCCCCAGGAUUCUUGCACUCUUGGUGGUGUGUAUUUUGGGAUCUCUACUGUGCAGCUCCAGAAAGACGAGAAACAUGUGAACAUUCAAGUGAAGCUAAAGCCUUUCAUGAUUAUAGUGCUGCAGCAGCUCCCAGUCCAGUGCUAGGAAACAUUCCCCCAGGAGAUGGCAUGCCAGUAGGUCCUGUACCACCGGGUUUUUUUCAGCCUUUUAUGUCCCCUCGAUACCCUGGAGGUCCAAGGCCACCUUUAAGAAUACCCAAUCAGGCACUUGGAGGUGUCCCGGGAAGUCAGCCAUUAUUGCCCAGUGGGAUGGACCCAACACGACAACAAGGGCAUCCAAACAUGGGUGGGCCAAUGCAGAGAAUGACUCCUCCAAGAGGAAUGGUUCCAUUAGGACCACAGAACUAUGGAGGUGCAAUGAGACCGCCACUGAAUGCUUUAGGUGGCCCUGGAAUGCCUGGAAUGAACAUGGGUCCAGGAGGUGGUAGACCGUGGCCAAACCCAACGAAUGCCAAUUCUAUACCGUACUCUUCAGCAUCUCCUGGGAAUUAUGUAGGUCCUCCAGGGGGUGGAGGGCCACCAGGAACACCCAUCAUGCCUAGUCCUGCAGAUUCAACUAACUCUGGAGACAACAUGUACACUUUAAUGAAUGCAGUACCACCUGGACCCAACAGAUCUAAUUUUCCAAUGGGCCCAGGGUCAGAUGGACCUAUGGGUGGAUUGGGUGGAAUGGAAUCACAUCAUAUGAAUGGAUCUUUAGGCUCAGGAGACAUGGACAGUAUUUCCAAAAACUCUCCCAGUAAUAUGAGCAUGAGUAAUCAGCCUGGCACUCCCAGAGAUGAUGGUGAAAUGGGUGGAAAUUUCCUAAACCCUUUUCAGAGUGAGAGUUACUCCCCCAGCAUGACAAUGAGUGUGUGAUCCAUACCAAGUCUCCUCAUGCAGACCGCAGUGAGUUGGCCCUCUUCAGAGAGCUACUACAGAAGAAAAUUGCAAGUCCCAGUGUACAGUUUAACAAAAGGAUCUCAGACACAACCAGACCCACCAUCUUUUCCUACCAUCUCCCCAGUUUUGUGAAGAAAGUGGGUCCAAACAUGAUUCAAACAACUGUAAAGAGUGGCAUAACAGAACUGCCCAAGAGUGAACUGCAAACAAUUAUCUGUGUAUGUAUAAGUGCGGAUAGAUGUAUAUGUGUGUGGAUAUGUUAUAUUGACAUACAUACACACACAUAUACAUAUAUAGACCUGCAGGACAUUUGUAAAAUAGUAUCACAUGACAUCUUAAGUAGAAAUAAGAAAUAGAGACUUUUAUUCCAUCUUUUUUUCACGUUUACAUUUUAACUAUUAAAAUUUGCGUUCCCUUUGCCCCCCUCACUCCCCUCCCCCCCCCCCCCCCCGAACUGUUCUAUGCUGCGUAUAUCACUGCUUUAUAAGUUAUUUUUUAAGGUGAACCCAAAUGGUCAAUUGUUCUGAUUUUGUAAAUGUCUGCCAUCAUGGAUAGGAAUAAAAUUGCUCAUAAGAGGGCUUUCAUAAACUUGUAUUUCAUACCAGUUACCCUGUGAAUCUCAAACUGUACUCUCUCAAGAAAUAGAAGAAAGCUCAUCUUAAUUUUGUGGGGAAAUUUAAUAAUUUGUCACCUAGCUUUGGUGGUGGUUGGGUUUUUUUGUUGUUCUGUUUUGUUUUGUUUUUGUGCUUAGUACCUUUAAAAAUAGGAGCACUGAAGGAUAUUUUUCUUCCUCAAAUGAGGCCUAAUAUCUGCAAAAUCUACUUUAAAUGGAAGACUGAGUUUGCUACAAGACUCUCAGUUUAUCCAAAGUAUUUUAAAGUUGCUGUAAGUGAGCUCCAGUUGCUAUGGAACCUAGCAAUAAUGUGGCAGGGCUUCUUCAGUCCUUGGAAAUAAGUUUUCCCUUUAGCCUGAUCUUCCAUGUGCAUGGUGGCAAGUAGAAAUACAAUACAAUCCCUAUUACUGAAACCUCUUUUUCUAACAAACUACCAGCUUGUCUCCCUUUUCUGUUGAUUCUUGGCUGACUCCCAAUUAUCCAUAGUCCUGAUUAUCAGAACAUAUUUAGUGUCUGCCAAGCGAUUCAGAUAAUCAGGACUGUACUUGAUUUGUUAUUUUUCACCAGGAAUACUAAAGCUGAACUCCUUAGAAACUUUCCAGUACAGAAUCACAUUAGUGAACCAAAAUGACUGAGUAUUUUGUGGGUACUUCCCAUGCAAGGAAUGUUGGAAGGCUCAUGCCCUUAUACCAGAAAAAGAACAGGAACAGAGGUCUGAGCCUUUUUAUAAGGAAAUCAAUAUACUGUAUUUCCAAACUUUGGAGAUAGUGGGGGAAAAAGAAGAGUGAUUAUAUGGCUUCCUGCACCAUCGAAGAAAAGGGGGGAGUCUCCUAUCCCUUAAUGUAAAGCUCUAAAAUCUAAGAUUAUAUUACAUUUAAAAUGAAAGGUUGUACCUGUGUGGUAUGAAAAAAGGUGAUGUUCAGUACCUCAGGUACAAAGUGUCCGAAUUAAAUUCAUUCUGCAGAUACCAAGCAAUGUUCACCCCUCAAAAUUCACACCUCAGUGGGACAUCCCUAAAAUAUGGUGCUCACCUGCAGAUUUGUGAGGAGAAUUUUGCCCUUAAAGUGAUAAAGGGUUGCAUGUUAUGGGGUCAGUGUGCAGGUAGACGCACAUCACUGCAUGUGUCAGGAGUAGAUCAAAUUCCCUGUGAGCAUAUAAAUGAAUAAAAUUGGAAUGUCUUUUACCCCACUGUUGGAACUACAUAAAGAUUAAUCUCUUCUUAGGCACCAGGCUUCAAAUUUUAAAAAUUGUAUGAGUUUACCUUUAGUUAAAAAUAAUAAUAAUAAUGAUCAUUUGUAACCUUAAAUUAGAUAAAAGUAUUGAUAUGGUUGUUUACUUUACUCCCGGUUAUUAUUGAGUUUGAGUUCAUUUAUUCAUCUUUUGAAAAUUCAAAAUUAGACCCCCAAUCCUGCAACACACAUGUAUUUAACUUGACUACUAUGAGUAGUCUCACUGAUAUCAGUAGGACUACUCACAGUGGUCAAGUUAAAUGUGCUCACAACCUCAGUAUUUACCAGAUAAAUGAAAUAACACCUUUUGUGUAUACAUUUUCUUUUUCUCUUUUAGUUUUACAUUACCAGGAACUGUUUAGUUUAUGGAUUCCUUCAUGGGGGAAUAAAUAUGACCAUUAAAUAAAAAUGAUGCAAACCAGAAUAUAAAAUAGAAAUCAUAUCCCUUAAAAUAGAACUGUCAAAAAUGUACUAAAUUUUCAGGACUAUAAUUUUAAAGGUAAAAUCACUGUCAAAAUAUUUUCUCCUAGUUUACCUACAAUAGUAUGAUAUGCUUCUGGCAACAUAGAAUAUUUUCCUGUGAUUUUAUCCCAAUUUUAUCCCACUUGUAGCACAACCUCUCAACUUCUUGUGUCCUCGCCUCCUUUUCCAGUCCCUUCCAAAACAUUUGUGUUAAAUUAAACUGCUGAGUAGUGGGAUAGAUCCUGCAUCACUAAAGUCCGUUAGAAUUUUGUCAUUGACUUAAAAGGGAUCAGGAUCAGCCCCUACAGUACUUAGGUUGGAAUUAUAGACCCUAGUCCUGCAAAGAAUUAAACAUGUGCAUAUCUUUUCACACCUUAGUAGUCACAUAGACGCCAGUGAGACCACUCAGCUAUGUAAAGUUGCACAUGUGCUUAAGUCUUUGAACGAUCAGGGCUCUACAUAAUUAGAGAUGGAAAAAGACCCAUUUGAUCAUCCGAUGCAUCUCUUGAGUUGUUAUGACAAACUUCAUCACACAUAAGUAAUGAUCUCUGCCACUCUUACCUUCCUUUUUUAGAGAAUGAUCCUGUAAAAGUUUACAUACAUAAGUAAAGUUACUCACAUACAUGUUGGCAGGAUCAGGUGCUUAUGUCAUACAUACACACGUUCUGCAGCUAAGCCACAGGGAAUAAUAGUUGUAUUUGCUAAAUAUGCAACAUACUCAAAGGACGCCUUUAGCUUUCAAAUUUGUAUCAGGUUUUUUGUUUGUUAACUUACUUUUGCUUACAAAACUCUUUUAUAAGUUUGCAAUAUAGAGACCAAAAUUGAGAUGGAAGAAAAUUUUAUUUCCAAGCACUGAUUUUUUUCCUCCCACUGGUGUUUCUCUUGCACUAGAUGUUGAUGUGUACUGUAACUGCUGUUUGUUUUUAUGCUUAUUCACCAGCAUUGUCAGAUGCAAAUUGUCCGGAUCUGGAAGUAAUGCUAAAUUAAGGGCAACAGGUCAGCUUUCGCACUAGGUUUUAAGAUAGUGGUCUUUUUAUGUUUUUUUUUAAUAUGGAGAAGAGUAAGGCCUGAUUUGCCAAACAUUUUUUUUUCAGUAAAAUAUUUUAAAAGAGACGAGAUGGAGCCUUAGAACAUCGAAAGCAGGGAAUAGUGGGUUUUCUUUCUCUCUGUAGAGAUGCCAGUUGAAAUCUUGGUCCUAUUGAAAUGAGUAGGAGUUUUGCCUCUGAUUUCAAUGGAAGUAGGAUUUCACUGUCUGUGUAAACAUGUUCAAAGGAAUUUUCAUGUCCAUAUUUUAUUUCCACACAAAGGUUUUGUGGAGACAAUAACUCCCCUUUUAUAGUCAUUAAAAAAAGGAGUGGGUGAAAGAGGUUGUGAAUCACAAGAAAAAUAGGCUGCCUGAAAUGUACAUGAAAAAGUACCUUAAUAUUUUUAUAUAUAGUUAGGGCACUUAUAUUAUUUUGCUAGCAAAUUUGCGUGUGAAGAACUGAAGUUGAGCUCUGUGUUGCUCCUCAAUUUAUUUUAAAAUGAAUUUAGAGUUCAUGAAAGGUGCUGGAUUUGAAAGCCCUUGAGACUAGUCUUUUGUGCACCUCAUACUGCCCCGGUAAUGUGCCUCAAACUUGCUCUGGAGGGCCUACCGUUUAAAAGAGAGAAAGUAGUUCUGUCUCCAGUUCAUUAAGUCAUUAGCCUCUCUGCUGAGUGCCACAGUUGCCAAUUUUUAUUUGGAAGCCUGCUCAUUAGGAAUUGGACCACCAGCUUAUUAGACAAUCAACUGUAGUAAUAACUUUCAGUCACCAACCUGCUCCAGUUUUGAAGUAGUGACCCAUAGGUGAAAAACACCAUUUCCCAUGAACCUGAGACAUCCAUCCCCCUAUGAGCUUUGUAUUUUAAAGGGAAAUAUUUUAGUUUAAAUAAUUAUUUUGAGUAGCUCAAACUAGCAGAGGUGAUUAAAAACUUUUUUCUGUGUGAAUCAUAGAAAUAUGGGGUUGUAAGGGACCUCGAGAGAGAAGACUAAGUAUACCUAGACCAUCUGUGGCAGGCAUUUGUUAAACUUGUUCUUAAAAACCUCCGAUGACAGGGAUUCCACAACAACGCUUAAUAACCUAUUGCAGUAAUUAACUAUCCUUCUAAUUUGAAAGAUUUUCCUAAUAUAUGACCUCAUCUCCCUUGCUGCAAAUUAAUCCAAUUACUUCUUGCCCUAACUUUUGUGGACACAGACAACAAUUAUUCACCAUCUUCUUUAUAACAGCCCUUAAAUUUGCAGACUGUUAUCAGGUCCCCCCCAAGUCGUCUUUUCUCAAGACUAAACAUGCAGUUUUUUAAACCUUUCCUUAUAGGUCAGGUUUUCUAAACCUUUGAUCAUUUGUGUUGCUCUCCUGUGAGCUCUCUCCAGUUUGUCCAUAUCUUUCUUGAAGUGUGGUGCCCAAAACUGGACACCAUACUCCAGGAGGCUGGAAUCUUUGCAUCAGAAGGAUAACAAAUUCCUACAGUGGCUAAAACACAUUUGGAUUUUCCCCUGUCCCAUGAUUAGCAGAUGAAAUACUGUAGUAGAGAGGGUUUGGAAUUAGAUGGGUAAUUUAAUGAGGGACCAGCUGUUACAAUAUUCAGAGUUGUAUAUUUUAAUUUUUCCCCUUGAUAUAAUGACUUUUCAGCUGAUAAAUAUUGCACUGAUGUCUAUUUCCUGGGUCAUUUAAUUAUUUGUUAAGUAUUUUAGCUCUGUUCCUAGCCAACUCUAGUAUUUUUUGUUGUUGUUAAAUAUGGGCUAAAUUCUGCAAGAUUUGGUCCUAUACAUUGAAAGUUGGAGAGCACAACAAAUUUAGAGAUUAAUGAUGCAAAAAUAAAAUUGCCAGCAGAAGUAAAUUGCAAGUGAUGAUAUAGCACCUGUUCCAAUCCCAUUUGGGUUUGUUUGGGUGACUUUGAGGGUGGGAAUCAUGUUGAAGCACAUAGCUUGCAAAUAAAAACUGUUAAACUCCCUUCCGUACAAGUGACAACUCAUUUCUCUUCAAACAAGCUGAUGUUUGCGGCAAUUUAAUAUUAGCAAAUGAUCACAUUAAGGUUCUAUCUCAAUAUUUCAUGGUGCAAAAAACAGAUAUAAAACAUUCAGUCCAGCCCUGAAAUGUAAAUGAGUUAUGCUUAAAUACGUUCUGUAUGUAACUUCCUUUGUUUCUCCAGACAUGAUUUGUCUGGUGGUGCAAGCCCUUACUCAUGUAAGUUGUCCCAUUGAAGUCUUGAUGCAACUGCUCAUGUGAGAAGCAGGUUUGCAGGAUUCCUCCCCCAAUUGCAAGAAAUACAUGGUUUUAUUUGGCUUGUAAUCUUAGUUAGCCAUAUACAUAGGUACAGCAAAAUGUAAAGGGCAGGUUAAAAUCAACAAAAUGAUGUUGGUUAUGAAGGGAAAGAGUCCAAUGAGCUCUUCAUAGGUACAAAUCAUUGCUUUGACUGCACACGUUACCGGUAGUUCAAUUUACCAAUAUUAUCAUAUUUGCAACUUGUUACGGUAAUAAAUUUAGAAUUAAUAAUUGGACCUUCCACUCAAAAAAUGUACUAAAACUCUGAUCCUGCAAACACAUGAAGUCAAUGGGAUGCCUCACAGGCUUAAAGUUAAGCAUAUGUAUAAGGAUUUGUAGGAUUGGAGCCUAAAUUGUUCAUUCUUGAGUCUUCCCUGAAUAGACACUUUAUUUUUUAUCAAUGCCAGAGUGUAUUUAUGCAUCAAUUUAAUUGAUACCUGGAAUGGGAUUUGGCUUUCUUCUGUUUCUUAAUUUCUCAAACCUCUCUCCACAGCUUCCUAAAAUAUUUCUGUGAACGUGUCCUUUCAUCUUGUUUUAAAUUGUGCAUUCAUAUUUUUUCAUUAAAACAGUUAACAGCUGUGCAUUUUUUAUCCAAACUCACGUUUGGUUACUGUUCAUCAUUUAAGUUUAAAAUAUAUAAGGAAGCCUCUCAUGUAAUGGGAAAACUUGCCAUAAAAAUGUAUAAAGGUGUAUGCCCUUUUCUUGGGUACAUGUUUUCACAUUUAAUAAAAACGCAGUUUCCAUUUAUAACUUGAAACCUUCAGUUUCUAGCCACCAUUUAAUUUCUAUGUGUAAAGGAGGUAGAAAAAUAAAUUGCUUUUGUUUUUCAUUUGGAUUCAGCAUCUUAAAUAUUUGCUGAAUGACACAGCUUUGAGAAAUUGGAUCAAUACAUUUUUAUUCAAUCAUUGUUAUCAAUAACAAAUAACAUUCAAAAACUGUGAUUCCUAAAAUCAAAUGUGAGAAAAUUAUAAAGGCUCUAUUCACAAAUAUUUGAGUUUUAUGUUUGCACCAGUUUUUUAAACUGUAUAUGAUGGAUGGCCAUCUGUGGCCAGUUAGCUGUGUAAGGCUUUGUAUUUGCAUUAAGCAGACACUGAACGACACAAAGUGAACACACUGGCAUGCGCACAGAGUAUGGUAAGUAAUGGAUGAUUCAUCUACAAGAGUACACAAAGCCAUUCGCUAAAUUCCAGAUACUCUCAUGUGUGACAGUCUCUGCUGCCUAGUUAUUCACUUCUGUAAAUGCUACUGUGUGCGUUCAGAUGAUGGUGCAUUUGGGGGCUUCCUUCCGAUGUUUAUAUGCCAAGAAGAGAAUCCCCAGUUUCAUCUUACUAACAGCAAAAAUUUGGUGGCACUAGAGUCUAUAUAGAGAAUCCAGGGCAAACGUGGAUGCUCUAAACAAGAUUUUGUAUUUUCUCAGUGCCCUGUUUUACUGAAAUGGGGAAUAGGAGAACUGAAACACAUGGAAAGUAGGAUUGUAUAAUUGAUAUUUACUCCUGCCCCUGCACAGAAGGAAAUGAUAACAAUUACUUCUGUACCCACUUUUGACAGAAACCAAAUAAAAUGAAACCACUAUUAAUAAUUAAUUGAUGUGAAAAUUACUACAAUGUAAUGGUGCUAAUAUCACUGAGGAGGCAAAUUAUCAGCCGUGUAAAUUAGCUGUUCCUAGGUUUUAUUUAUAGAGUUAAUGUCUAUAUUCCUUUUUUCUCCUCUCUCUUUGGAUGUUGUUUUCCACCUAUCCUGCUGCAUGCCUGCUGUUUGCACAAAAAUCGUGUGCAAUUGCUGCAAGAAUAAUUUACACAAAAUCCAUGCAAAAUGUUGCUUACAUUUGUGAAUAGAGUCCUAACUGUACAUAGAUUAUUUCGUUAGAGAUGUUGCAAUAAACAUUUUUUGUGUAAGAAAUAGCCUGUUUCCUCAAGGCCUGAUCCUGCACAUUGCUAGGAAUCCUCAGCACUAGAGAUUAGGGAAUGUCGCAUCUCACAGGAUUGUGCUCUAAAUCAGGCCACAGACACUCUGUGGCUCUUAAAGUGAUCUAAAACAAGAUCUAUGCUGUUUCCCAUAGAAAUGGGGAGAAAAAUCCAUUCUGAAUAAAACACACUAAAUUGAAAUAGAAGGAUGCAACACUGCUUUACUAAAACUGUCCUUAGAAAGUCCAUGAUUUGAGAAGUGUACUUUAUCAGUGAAAAACUAGUUAGCGACACACAUCAACAAAAGAGAUAGACAAGAAUCGGUAACUGCUCUGUUCUUCAAUAUAUAAGUGCAGCCCCCAGAGGCUAUAGGUCCCAGUGGGAGACCAUUCAGACGAAGGUGAGGUCCCCCUCUUAAACAAGAGAGAACAUUACAGACUGUGACAUAUAAUCGCCAUAGCCCAUGACUAUUAUAAAUAAGGGAUGGGCAAAGUCUGAGUGCCUUGCCUUUUGACAACUAGACUAAGAGUACAUAAGAAAUUAAAGUGUUUGCAGAAAACUGAAAGUUGAUAUUUUUUAAAUUAUACUUUUAAACAAUAUUAUUCAGAAAUUUGACAUUCAAAAAUGUCAAUAAAAUAUUUCCCAGAGCUAUUAAAAAGUUUCUAAAGAACUCCCAGUUUUUAUUUGACUUACCACCUUUCAGAUGAUUCUUAAAUGAAAAAAAAAUCCUAAUCAAAAACAGAAAAAUCAGCAUUAAACAAUGGUAUAAAUGAAGUGGAAGCUGGAGCUUUGUGGGCUUUUUUUAUUUCUAAUAAAAAUUUAAGUUUCAGGAAAAAAAUCUUUACAAGAAACGUCUAUAAAUUUGUAGAGGCAAUUAAAGAAAUGUAAAUCAAAUUGAUUUAAUUGUGCAAAGACCAACUUUGAUUUGGGCUUUUUGUGGCAAGUAUCCCCUUGCAAAAAAUAUUGUGGUGCAUCUACUAUUGUUUUCCUUUUCGUGUGUAUGUGUGUGCGUGUGCACAUGCAUGCAUAUGCCUAAAGUUAAAAACCCUUUAUUACAUACGUUGGCCUUUCGUGCAUCUGGCAGUGUCUGCUUACUGUUGGGGGGAAGGAAGAAUUUACUAUCUGGUGGAUUAUAUCUAUUUCAGUUAUUUAAAGCAUUGGUAAACUAUUGUCAACUUGUUCACAUUUGCACAAGACAUUCUAUGUAGAAAAUGUAUAUUUUUUAAUGCUGGCAUUAUAACUUAGGCAAUCAUGCAUAUUCUGUACAUUAUUGUAGGUUUUGUGUAAGAAAUCUUGUCACCAUUGCUUAAUACUGUACAUUCUUGUUUCAAAGCAAGAGGUGGCUUCUGAUUGAACAGCCAUGUGUAUUUUAUGGUACUGUAGUACUUGUUCUGUUGUCAAAACUUGCUGUUCACAUGUGGUUAAAGCCUUGUUAAGCACG